Rhagoletis pomonella (apple maggot) is the source of this 3235-nucleotide messenger RNA. RefSeq names its product zinc finger protein weckle-like. Lineage: Eukaryota; Metazoa; Arthropoda; Insecta; Diptera; Tephritidae. Gene Ontology annotation, cellular component: nucleus. Gene Ontology annotation, molecular function: zinc ion binding. The record is from RefSeq and is a predicted model, not a curated record.
ACCCUGUAUCUCCGCAUUUGACAUCUGUUUGACAGCUAAUAGCUUGGAUUUUUCGUGAUUAAAAAAAUAUAACUUUGCAAACAAAUUACAUUAGCCAUUAUAAAUUUGACAUUUUAUAUGUGGAAUUUUUGAGCAUAAAACAAGCGGGCAGAAUUGUUUAUAAUGCUUACAUCCAAACAAUCUCAGAAAGUCUCGGCUGCGGCGUUGGGCUCGGAGAAUACCGCAACCGAUAAUGGGAACAUAGCUUGGAAGCAUUGGUGCCGUUUGUGCUCUAAAGAAGACGAAAGCAAUUUAAAUAUCUUUCCUGAAAUAGCAGAACCAGGAAGUGUAAUGGAUACCACUUUGGCGACUGCUAUUGGAAAGUUUUUUUGGGUCAAUAUUAGACCAAAUGAUGAAAUAUCAAAAUUUGUUUGCCUUGAAUGUCACACGCUGGUUUGUUCACUGACACAGUUUACUGAACGUGUUAACAAAGUGCAAGCCAUGUUUUGCGCACUGCAAAAUUCAAAUUCUAAUAAUACAAUGGACCUUAAUGAAGUAAAAUUACAAUAUGGGUUGCUCGAUAUGGAGUGGGACCAUAUAAUUAAGCUGGAACGCGCUGCUGAGGAGAAAGAAAUUAAUGACGAUAAAGGUUUAGGUGAUGAAUGUGAAUGGGAAUCAGAAGGAAUAUAUAGUAAGGAAGAAGAGCUUGAAUUUCAAAAAAACGACGAAUCAAAGGUAUCAGAAAAACUUUCCUUUGAGCGUAUAAAUCGAGGUUUGAAAAGAAAACGAAAUGUAGGUAGUGAUAAUGACGGAGAAGAAUAUAUAAUACCGAUAGGCACAAUAAUCGGUGAUUCUGAGGAGGAAGCCGAAGAGCACAUUUUGUUUGAAAAGAACACAACCGAAGAAGGGUUAGACGAUGCUGAAUUGCUUCGACAACUAAGAGGGGAGGAAGGCGAUCACGAUGCAAAUACAGAGCAACAAAAAAAUAAGGCGGUAAAAGAAAAAAAAGCUAAGGAAAUAAUUGAAGAAAAUAAUGAAAAUAUACAAGAAGUUGUUGAAACCUACGAUUCAAAUAAUGAUUCUAGCAGUGGCGAUCAAUCGGCUCCAGCCCAUAGUAUUGAUUCAAGUAGUCGGACACGUAAGAAACGACGUGGUAGGCCACCAAAUUACGACAUGGAUGAUAUAAAAGAAAAUGGGAAAACUGAUCCAAAUUCCGAAGAAGAUACAAAUGACAAUUGCCAAACAUCCUUUAAAUAUGAAUGCAACAUAUGUCACAAAAAAUAUAAAAAUCCAACAUCUUAUCGCAAACAUACGUCGGAAAAGCAUAACAUGGAGCCAGACAUCCCGGAUUUCAAAUGUGAAACUUGCGAUAAAAUAUACCCAACACAGCGACAAUUAGAAUUACAUGCGCGAUCGCAUCUAGCACUUGAGGAUAAACUUGAUAUACCGUGCCCCUAUUGUGAUCGAAAAUUUACUAAAGUAGCAGUGAUGCGUCAACAUGUACAGGGCAUACACGAAAACAAGAAGCCCUACGUGUGUGAGGAGUGUGGGCGAUCUAUGAAAACAUUGGCCGCAUUAAGUGAACACAAACUAGUUCAUACCGACGACACACCGUACGAAUGUGAGGUGUGUCAAAAAGCAUUCAAGACUAAAGCUCGAUUGAAGGUACACUUGGAGACACAUACGCUCUCCUCAUUCAUUUGUCCUGAGUGUGGUCUAAGCCUAAAUACGCGCCGCACGCUGAAAAUGCAUAUGAUUGUUCAUUCGGAUGCCAAACGUUACAAAUGUGACUUCUGUCCAACGGCUUUUAAGCGGGCUAAGGCUUUAAAAAAUCACCUGAUUUUACACACUGGUAUGCGGCCGUACAAAUGCAACUUUUGCGAGAAAACUUUUUCAAAUGGUUCCAACUGUCGUUCUCAUAAAAAGAAGAUGCACGCACAGGAAUUAGCCGAAGAAGAGGCAAUGGGGAAGAAAUCGGAAGCCGUUAGUGUGCCCAAACUUGAAGAACUGCGGUCGAGCACAAGUGUCGUAGAAAAUCCCCGAAUGGUUCAGCGUCAUCAUGGCGGUUUGCCGAUACACAUGAGGCAACUGUUAAUUGCAGCGGAGGAACGCGAAAAACGUACUGAGACCCCGAAACAAACAAAUGAAGAAUAUCUCGAUGAAAGUAUUGAAUCAUUCGAAGAUGAAACACAAACUCAGUCAAUAGUGGCAUCCAAAAUACAGCUAGAGGCUGAUGACGAUGCAGAGUUUAUUGAGUUGCAGGAGGACAUGAUGGAGGAUGAUGAUGCCGAUAGUGAAGUGACGGUGGUAUAUGAAAUAAUUGGUGAAAUAUAAGUAACAAUAUUUCUUAAACAUAAAAAACCGUUUUUAAUGCAAUACGAGUUAACAAAAAGAAAAUCGAAUGCUUUAAAUUUGGUUUGAAAUUCAUUUAAAGGUUAUAAAACUGGGUUAGAGCAGAAUAAUGACUGUUGCAACCUGUAUCUAUUACACACAUACACAAUUGGAAAAAAGCAAUCCGACAUUUUGACCGGUUUUGGUUAUCUUUCUUUGGUUCAUGUAAUGUUUAUUAAUUUCUUAUUAAAGUCCAGUUUAUAUAUGCAUAAUAAACGCCUUGUAAUUCCACAUUUCAAGAUUUGUAUAAAAAUUCCACAAAUUUUCACCAAAACUUCAAACGUUUUAACCAGAAUGUAUAUAUGAAGCGGCUACGAAUUCGCGUUGAUUAGAUUUUUCAUUUUGAUUAAAGAAAUGAUUAUAAACCGCGAAUUCCUAACCGCUUCAAAAAUGCAUAAUAUAAAGGCCCAUUAAAUUUUAACAUACAGAGGCUCUUUAGAAAUUCCAGUAGUUAAGUUAAACUAAUGAUUUAACUAUACCUCAAAAAACAGACAUUACUUUAAUUUUUCUCAAACUCUGAAUAAAAAGUGAAGUUUUGGCGAAAGUUUAUUGAAUGUUUGUAGAAAGGUUGAAAUGUGAAUUUCCGAUUUCAGGCCUUCAACAAGUACUGCUAAAAGUCUUAUAGGCAACCUAGACAUAAUUUUAGAUACCUCCAGCGAAAGUGAAUGCUUGGAUGUAGAAUCUGGAGACAUUAAAAAGUGUGAAAUUAAUGCUCAAUUGAAGGCCUAUCUUAAAGAAAAACGAGCUCAUCUGGGCGAAAAUCCUCUCGACUGGUGGAAAACUAAACUAAAAUACGACCUCGUGGGCGUUCCCACGACAGUCGGGUCUACGUAACCGGAACGACCCAGAUUUAUAUCUGGCCAAG